AUAGCUGAUGGCUGAUACAAUCUCAUUACCAGAUUUACCUAAGAUCAAAAAACAUAAUGCUGGUGACAUGAAAGAUAUGAUAAGCAACAUGCCUGAUGCCAUUCUUCAUUAUAUUCUUUCUUUACUCUCAACCAAAGAGGCGGUUAGAACUUCAAUAUUAUCACCAAAGUGGAGAUACUUGUGGACUCAAUUAUCUGUCUUUGAAUUUAAAAUUCCUUAUCCUCUUUGAAUUUAAAAAUGAGGACUCAGCUAACUGCCUCUUAGAUCUUGUGGAAAGACUACUACACAAAUCCAAUCACAUAGAAAGGCUUUGCAUUGAAAUACUUAAAAUUACUGUUGAUGUUAACAAAUUUACUACUUUAGUAUCUUCUGCAGCGAAGCACAGUGUGCGUGACCUUCAACUUUCAAUAGAUGAUAAAAAAUAUCUAGAUACGAUAUUUGUGUUACCCAACUGUUUAUCAGCUUUCCCUUCAUUGAAUAAGUUGUUUUUAGAACUUGGGUCCCUUUUGUAUGUUCAUGAUGGAAUUUGUUUCUCUAGUCUGAAGACGUUAAAUCUUUCAGAUGUUAGAUUUGUGGAUGAAAAGUCAGUGCAGCAACUUUUCUCUGGGUGCCCUGUGCUAGAAGAGUUGAUCUUGUAUAAUUUUAUUUGGAAGAACGUAAACGAGAUCGCUAUUGAAAGUUCCACAUUAAGGACAUUGAACAUUCAUUCUAAAUCUUCUUUUUUGGAUUAUGAUCAUUAUGACUGUUGUACAGUUACAAUCAAUGCUCCGAAUAUUUCGUCCUUAACUUGCACAAGCACUCCGACACUAAAAUUUGUCGUGGUUAGUCCGAUCUCCAUAGUUGAUGCAAAUAUUGGUCUUGAGUUUGACUAUCCACAAAGUGAACAAUAUCGUGCUGAGUGUCUAUUUGAGCUAUUGAGUGCACUUAAAGGUGUCAAGUCUCUCACUAUGACAAGUGAUACUUUUCAGUCUCUUUACUUUUCAGCGGAUACUCUCCAUCUCCUUCCUUUGUUCUACAACUUGACACAUCUUUACAUAACUCAUUCGUGGAUUAUGGAUUUCACUCUUGAAGUACUGUUUGACAUUCUACACAAGACUCCUAAAUUGGAAGUUCUUGGUAUUCCUAUGGUAUAUUGCUUACAUUUGGUGGAUGAAGAAGUGACAAUAAACUCAGUGCCCUGUUGUUUCAAAUCUUCUCUCAAAUUUCUUUGGAUUUCAGAUUUUAAUGGAUACAAAUAUGAAGUCCAAAUGAUAAGUCUUUUGGUAGAAAAGUUUACAAUCUCGGAGGAAAUGAAGAUAUCCUUUUCUGGAUUUUUAUCAGAUUGUUUGGAGGAAGAGACUGCUGUCAAGAAUCAAUUGCAAUCUUUAAGUCACGGAAAAUUUGCUAUUGAGUUUAAGUAAAUCCCUUUUGUCUCAUGCUUAUCUAAAAAAAAACUUUAUAUAGUUAGACAACAAGGAUCCUGUUUAUGCAUAAUGUUGGAUAAUCGACUAGAGAGACCAAUGACUAUUGAA
This is a messenger RNA of Medicago truncatula (barrel medic), 1511 nucleotides long. Its product is annotated as F-box/LRR-repeat protein At3g59210. NCBI's taxonomy places the organism in Eukaryota, Viridiplantae, Streptophyta, Magnoliopsida, Fabales, Fabaceae. Bases 96 to 1400 code for a protein of 434 amino acids. The transcript is spliced from 3 exons. The record is from RefSeq and is a predicted model, not a curated record.